Durotheca rogersii is the source of this 3659-nucleotide messenger RNA. Its product is annotated as dipeptidyl peptidase IV N-terminal region-domain-containing protein. Gene Ontology annotation, biological process: proteolysis. The transcript has a single exon. NCBI's taxonomy places the organism in Eukaryota, Fungi, Ascomycota, Sordariomycetes, Xylariales, Xylariaceae. The record is from RefSeq and is a predicted model, not a curated record. Gene Ontology annotation, molecular function: dipeptidyl-peptidase activity; serine-type peptidase activity. Bases 647 to 2998 code for a protein of 783 amino acids.
GGAUAUAAAAGACAGAGCCGAGAGCACGCUGCUGGCGGUUGUUUCGAUUCGGCAGCUCGUAUCCCGGCUCGCUUACUCAUCUCAUCCAUCGUCCCGUCUCGUCGACGACACCGAACCCCCCUACCAUCUCGCAACUCGUCCAUUGGUCCAACCCACCCCAUCCUACCUCUCGGAAGAGCAGAUACGGACCUGCAGCGUCGCCAAGGCAACAGGGGAUCGGUGAGCUUUCGGAGACCGAGUCGACUCUCACAUUCCUAAGACGGGAAGGCGACAAGGAAGCCCAAGACUCUAGGCCUAUUAGAUGCCCUUCCCCGCGGUAGCAUUAAAGCACAGGGACCAUGCAGCAAUUUACAAUACCUGCCAUUCGCAAUUUGCACGUCGAUCACGAACACCCAGCUCUGGGGAAGCGCAGCCGGUCCAGGGUGGUAUACCUGCCUCUCUUGCGUACAUAUAAGAGGGACGAUGGGGUGAUCAUCGUUCCUAUUUGCACUCUCCCUCCCUUUCCUCCCCCUCCUAUCCUACUCUCCCUCUUCCCUCUACGUGAGCCCUGUUUCCGAUUCGGAAGUAGUAGUAGAGGAAGAAGAGGAAGCAGCUCAACGGAACAGAGUUGUUGUCGCUGUCGGCUUAGGCUCGGAAGCAUCUCAACAUGAGGCUGACACCUUGGCUGCUGGCGGCGGCGCCGCUGGUGCUGCUGCGGACCGCGCGCGCCAUCGAGCCGCCGCGCCAGCCGCACCAGCCGAUCGGCAACGGCGACCGGAUCCUGACGUGGAACGAGACCGUGGCGAGCAACCGGUUCGGCGCGAGCUCGCGGUCCGUCAGCUGGCUGUCCGGCGGCGACGACGGCCAGUACAUCUAUGCUGGCGAUGACGGUUCACUCAUCCUCGAGAACUUCAUCACAGGCGAGAGCUCCGUCUUCGUGCCCGCCGCCAGCAUCCCCGAAGGCAUCAGCGGCUACUGGAUCCGCCCGGACUUCGCCAAGGUCCUCUUCGCCACCAACUACACCAAGCAGUACCGCUACUCCUUCUUCGCCGACUACUCCGUCCUCGACGUCGCCUCGGGCGAGCUCACUCCCCUCGUCGCCGACCAGGCCGGCGACAUCCAGCACGCCGCGUUCUCGCCCGCCGGCGACGCCAUCGCCUUCGUGCGGGGCAACAACCUCUUCCUGAACAAGAACGGGGCCAUCACCCAGAUCACUGACGACGGCUCGCCCGACUUGUUCCACGGCGUGCCUGACUGGGUGUACGAAGAGGAGAUCUUCGGCAGCCGCUCGGCGCUCUGGUUCUCGCCCGACGGCGAGGUGCUCGCCUACCUCAGCUUCAACGAGACCGGCGUCGGCACCUUCACCGUCCAGUACUUCAUGGACAACCAGGAGAUCGCGCCGGUGUACCCGCGCGAGCUCGACUUGCGCUACCCCAAGGUCGGCACGACCAACCCGACCGUGGCUCUGACCCUCCUCGACGUCGCCUCCGGCACGAAGCGCUCCGUCCCCAUCGACGCCUUCCCCGCGGACGACUUGGUCGUCGGCGAGGUCGCCUGGGUCACGGCCGCCCACGGCAGCGUCAUCUACCGCGCCUUCAACCGCGUGCAGGACCGCUCGAAGCACGUGCGCGUCGACGUCGGCGACGACGGCUCCGUCGCCACCGAAGUCGUGCGCCAGCGCGACGGCACCGACGGCUGGCUCGACAACGACAUCGGCAUCCGGUUCGUCGGCCCCGUCAACAGCUCCGCCGCCGGCGACUACUACAUCGACGUGUCGGACGAGUCGGGCUGGCAGCACAUCUACUUGUACGCCGUCGACGGGUCGAGCGCGACGCCCCUGACCCAGGGCGAGUGGGAGGUGACGUCGGUGCUCAAGAUCGACAGCGAGCGCAAGCUUGUGUACUACGCGUCGACGCAGGCGGACAGCACGGAGCGGCACCUGUACUCGGUGUCGUACGCGACGCUCGAGUCGAAGGCGCUCGUCGACGACACCGUGCCCGCCGUCUGGACCGCCUCCUUCUCGUCCGGCGGCGGCUACUACAUCCUCAGCUACCGCGGGCCCGACGUGCCGUACCAGGAGCUGUACGCGAUCAACGACACGACGACGCCGCUGCGCACCAUCACCUCGAACGAGGCCCUCUGGAACCGCAUCCAGGACUACAACCUGCCCAACAUCACCUACUUCACGCUCGAGCACCCCGACGGCUACAGCCUCAACGUCUUGCAGCGGCUGCCGCCCAACUUCGACCCUAGCAGGAAGUACCCCGUGCUCUUCACGCCGUACGGCGGGCCCGGCUCGCAGGAGGUGGUCAAGUCGUUCGAGCCGAUCGGCUGGAACGCGUACGUGGCGUCGGACCCGGAGCUCGAAUUCGUGCAGUUCAUCGUCGACAACCGCGGCACCGGGUACAAGGGCCGGGCGUUCCGGGCGCUCGUCGCCUCGCGCCUCGGCGAGUUCGAGGCCGCGGACCAGAUCUGGGCGGCGCGCGAGCUCGCGGCGCAGCACGCCUGGAUCGACGCGGAGCGCGUCGCGAUCUUCGGCUGGUCGUACGGGGGAUACCUGUCGGCGAAGGUAGUCGAGGCGGACUCGGGCGCCUUCUCGCUCGGGCUCAUCGUGGCGCCCGUCGGCGACUGGCGCUUCUACGACACCCUGUACACGGAGCGCUACAUGAAGACGCCGCAGCUCAACCCCGAAGGGUACGCCGCCUCGGCCGUCCGCAAGCCCGAGGGGUUCAAGAACAUCGCCGGCGGCUUCUCCAUCCUCCACGGCCUCGCCGACGACAACGUCCACUACCAGAACGCUGCCGCCCUCGUCGACCUGCUCGUCGGCUCCGGCGUGCCCCCUUCCAAGAUGCAGUGGCGCGUCUUCACCGACAGCGACCACGGCAUCUCCUACCACGGCGCCUCGACCUACCUGUACAAAUACCUCACCGAGCUGCUCUACCGCGAGAGGAUCCGCGAGGGCGAGGGGCUCGCGCACCAGUGGACGCGGCGGAAGGCGUCGUCGUCAUCCACGGCGUAAUUUGUCAGCGAACCGUUACCUAGAAUAGAUUAAUUCUUCGAAUUUCACUGCCUGUUUCCUGUCUUAAUAUCCACCGUACAUCUAGGCUGUGCCACCACGGGCUAGCGGGGGGAUGCCUCGUUGCCCUGUUUCCUAUCACGCCCUCUCAGCUUGAUACCUACGCCCUGAGUGGUCCAGUGUAGGCAGAUUGCUCUGUUGACGGGGGUGCCAAGGAAGCAACAGGCGCCCUUGGUGUGGCCGGGCCCGUCCUACUUCUGGCGUCUGUCGUGUAGACAACACCCUUGCUCGUUGUCUGUCAGCCCGACCGCCCCCCAGCACUGGAUGGAUAGAGCCCAAGGUCAUGCGAGUAAACUCCCAAGCCACCGCCACGUUGAGAUAUACUACCUAUCCCGCUACUCACCUGACCACCAAGUAUGCAGGACAGACACAAAUAUUUGCUCUCUGGCGCCAAUUCCACUCACAACGUGAUACAGAUCGAACAGGGCCUUCAUUCCUCCAAGGCCCGUGCUGGUGAUGGUCGGCGCCCCAGUAGCACUCGUCACACAGUCGAUUAAUAGACUGCUAGUAAACUGAGAAAUACUGUGCACUGCUUGCCUGGUCAUGGGCUGACGUGAUACACCUACGGGUCUCCCUCACCCGAGACCCCUACUUCAGAGCCGGG